AUGUCGUCGAAUGGUGCCUGGAAACUUCAGAGAACAUCUCAGUGCAAGUGCACUUCUUACAGUACAUAUACCAGUUGUUCCGAUAUUGCUCAUUUUUCAAAUCCUGUAUAUGCUGUAGUACAGAAAUUACAAAUUAUGUUAGGUUCGUGUUUAUCUUAUGCAGAUAAAAAGACCAAUUACAUGUGCGGUGUGAAUACAUCGCUGUGUUGUGGGCGUGACCGCCGCCCUUCCCGGCCUCCGUCUGCGUCGCGACUCGUCCCUCUGCGCUUCGAGCUGCCCUCCAACGCCUCGCUGGUUCUGGGUAGAAUCAACACCGGAUUCGACUGCGCCGAACUUCCCUACGGAUACUACGCCGACACCAGCAACGACUGCGCCCUGUUCCACGUGUGUCUGCCCUACAUCGACAACGACCUCUACAUCACCCGCCACUUCUCCUUCAUGUGCGGCGAGGGCACCAUGUUCGACCAGGAACGUCUCGUGUGCGCCUUCCCCGAGGAGGCCCUUCCCUGCUCCGAGGCCGCCGCCUUCAGGAGGUCCAACGAAUACUUCGGCCGCGCCGACGUCAACUUCCUGGAGAAGUAGAGCCUCGGAUGAGGACACAGGGUCGAUCCUCGACGUU
Molecule: messenger RNA, 619 nt
Organism: Penaeus vannamei (Pacific white shrimp)
Lineage: Eukaryota; Metazoa; Arthropoda; Malacostraca; Decapoda; Penaeidae
Source: RefSeq, a predicted model, not a curated record